Molecule: messenger RNA, 2189 nt
Organism: Scaptodrosophila lebanonensis
Lineage: Eukaryota; Metazoa; Arthropoda; Insecta; Diptera; Drosophilidae
Gene: HDAC1
Product: histone deacetylase Rpd3
Exons: 5
Coding region: 156-1706 (516 amino acids)
Molecular function (GO): histone deacetylase activity
Source: RefSeq, a predicted model, not a curated record
UAGUGCGCGGGACAGAGUUUUAUACUCAUGUAAAUUUAGUUGAGUUUAAAAAAAACUGUGAGAUUUACAUAUAGGCUUGUUCGCUUUUAACAAUAUCUUUAGAGCCGGCGCGUGUACGUAGAGCGCCAGAAUAAGUCGCUUUUGGUAACUGAAAAAUGCAGUCUCAUAGCAAAAAGCGCGUUUGUUACUAUUACGACAGCGACAUUGGCAACUACUACUAUGGCCAGGGCCAUCCUAUGAAGCCGCACCGCAUACGCAUGACGCACAAUCUCCUGCUCAACUAUGGGCUCUAUCGCAAAAUGGAAAUUUACCGCCCGCACAAAGCCACUGCCGAUGAGAUGACCAAGUUCCAUUCCGACGAGUACGUGCGAUUUCUGCGGUCUAUUAGGCCAGACAACAUGACCGAAUACAACAAACAGAUGCAGCGCUUCAACGUGGGAGAAGAUUGUCCAGUCUUUGAUGGUCUGUACGAGUUCUGUCAGCUUUCUGCAGGUGGCUCCGUCGCUGCCGCUGUCAAGCUGAACAAACAGGCCUCCGAAAUCUGCAUCAACUGGGGCGGUGGCUUGCAUCAUGCCAAGAAAUCGGAGGCCUCUGGAUUCUGCUAUGUGAAUGACAUUGUAUUAGGCAUUCUGGAAUUGCUGAAAUACCACCAGCGGGUGCUGUACAUCGACAUUGACGUGCAUCAUGGCGAUGGUGUCGAGGAGGCGUUUUACACAACAGAUCGUGUUAUGACCGUCAGCUUCCACAAAUACGGCGAGUACUUCCCAGGCACCGGCGACCUACGUGACAUUGGCGCCGGCAAGGGCAAGUAUUAUGCCGUCAAUAUACCAUUGCGUGAUGGCAUGGAUGACGAGGCAUACGAAAGCAUAUUCGUGCCUAUCAUAUCUAAGGUCAUGGAGACAUUCCAGCCGGCGGCUGUGGUGCUGCAAUGUGGCGCCGACUCGUUGACCGGUGAUCGCCUGGGUUGCUUUAAUCUUACGGUUCGUGGGCAUGGCAAGUGUGUGGAGUUCGUCAAAAAGUAUAAUCUACCCUUCCUAAUGGUUGGCGGUGGUGGAUACACUAUACGAAAUGUGUCCCGUUGCUGGACGUACGAGACGUCGGUAGCGCUGGCCGUGGAGAUUGCCAACGAGCUGCCCUACAACGAUUACUUCGAGUAUUUCGGACCCGAUUUUAAGUUGCACAUCAGUCCGAGUAAUAUGACAAAUCAGAAUACCUCCGAAUAUCUGGAGAAGAUCAAGAACAGACUUUUCGAGAAUUUACGCAUGCUGCCACACGCGCCUGGCGUACAAAUCCAGGCAAUUCCCGAGGACGCCAUCAAUGAUGAGUCUGAUGAGGAGGACAAGGUGGACAAGGAUGAGCGCUUACCGCAAAGCGACAAAGACAAACGCAUUGUACCCGAAAACGAAUACUCCGAUUCAGAGGAUGAGGGUGAGGGCGGUCGUCGCGAUAAUCGCAGCUAUAAGGGUCAACGCAAACGGCCGCGUCUAGACAAAGACUCGUCCAAUGCCAACUCAAGCAAUAAAACGUCCUCAGAAACCUCCAGCGAGAUAAAAGAUGAGAAAGAGAAAGCUGAGCCCGUCGAUGGUGAAGAAACGCCGGCAGCCAAUAAUAACAGCAACAACAGCAACAAUGCCAAUAGCAAAAGCGACAAUGAUGCCGGUACCGCAGCCGCCUCCACCAAGGGCGCCAAGGAGAACAACAUAUGACGUGGUGGCCGUAAUUGGUUAUAGAAGCCAAUUAAACGUCCACCCAAGUACAAGCCGCCAGAUUUUACUUAGCACACGCUCGAGGCGCCGAUAUCCUAAAACCAAAAGCAUGUUCAUCCUAAACAAUAGCACCGUCUCAGGUCUCAAGGCUCCUCUCAAUUUUAGUUUGGGGUAAGGGCUUCUCAUUGUUCGGCGCCUGCUACAUUCUGGCAACAUACAGAAAACAGCAGACUACUGCAACUUCACAGAGUUUGUGUCUAUCAUUCAGCUAAAUUUUAAAAUCCGAAUUAUGUUAGUGCAUGUAAACCUAAAUACAAUUUAUUGUAAGCCAAGACUAGACGUCGGACGGCCAGCAGUCGUCCGGUCACUUCAGUACAGUGUAGACCCAUUUCGUAUAAGAAAAUUAAAGUUACUAUAGGCGAUUCACCGUGCGUGGUCGAAUAUAAUUUAACCAAUAAAAUAUUGUCGCGUAUUUAAGCGUAA